Messenger RNA from Quercus robur (English oak), 1115 nucleotides. Its product is annotated as vacuolar protein sorting-associated protein 20 homolog 2-like. Gene Ontology annotation, cellular component: multivesicular body; ESCRT III complex. Gene Ontology annotation, biological process: late endosome to vacuole transport via multivesicular body sorting pathway; vesicle budding from membrane. Bases 197 to 874 code for a protein of 225 amino acids. The record is from RefSeq and is a predicted model, not a curated record. Lineage: Eukaryota; Viridiplantae; Streptophyta; Magnoliopsida; Fagales; Fagaceae. The transcript is spliced from 6 exons.
CAUUUAGAAUAUUCGAGUUUUGCCUGUUGAACUGGAAAAGCUUGGUGGGCAGAUGGGAAAGGAGUUUUGAACCGUGAAGGGAGCUCUCUGCUCUGUAAAACCUGAAGCAGUUACUGUUUCCCCAUUCAUUUUUCUCUCUAAUCCCAAUCAAAUUAAGACUAAAAAAAGCAAACAAAAUCAAAUAGGAAUAGAUUAGAUGGGGAAUUUAUUUGUGAAGAAGCCCAAGAUCACAGAAGUAGAUCGAGCAAUUCUCUCUCUCAAGACCCAACGCCGCAAGCUCGCCGAUUAUCAACGACAGCUCGAUGCUGUCAUUGAAGCAGAAAAGCAAGCUGCAAAAGACUUGAUUCGUGAAAAGAGAAAGGACAGAGCUUUGUUAGCAUUGAAGAAGAAAAAAACGCAAGAAGAAUUAUUGAAGCAAGUUGAUGCCUGGCUUAUUAACGUCGAGCAGCAAUUGGCAGACAUUGAACUCGCAAGUAAGCAGAAAGCUGUCUUUGACAGUUUGAAGUCUGGUAAUAAUGCAAUUAAAGCCAUUCAAAGUGAGAUAAACCUGGAGGAUGUUCAAAAGCUUAUGGAUGACACCGAUGAAGCCAGAGCUUAUCAAGAUGAAAUUAAUGCAAUAUUGGGGGAGAAAUUAUCAGCAGAAGAUGAAGAAGAAAUUUUAGCAGAAUUUGAGAACUUGGAAAGUCAGAUCACUGUUCAAGAUCUGCCUAACGUUCCUAAUGUUCCCACUACAAUACAAUCUCCUGAAGAACAUGAUGAAAAGCUGGACCUUCCAGAUGUACCGACCAAAGCACCAGUCACACAUGAAGUGGUUGCAGAUGAUGCUGAAGUUUCCACAAAGCGAAAAGUUAUGGAGGAACCAUUGCCUGCCUGAUUGGGAAAAAGGUCCACUGAGAUUGGCAUCGGCCAUCAUGUCAAGUUGGAUGCUAACUUUAAUGAACCAUCUCCUGGCAACCUGCAUCUAAACAUAUACUGCAUUUUUUUUAAUGGAUUCUUGCAAUUGUGUACGUGUGUUUUUUCAGCACAAAUAUUUCCAUAUUGGAUUGUACAGAUCUGUAUCUCGACAAUGUUCUUCAUGUAUUAUGGUGUUGCAAAUACUGAUCACCUUCAACAAA